AUAACACGUGUUAUUGACCGUCCGAUCUCCAAAAUUAAAAUUAUCUGCUCUCUUGCUUUCACAAUCAAUCUCACUUUCAAAUCAUAAUACGAAUUCAGAUUUGUCUUCUCUGAUUCGUGGUGCGUUUUGUUCCGAUCACUGACGUUGAAGAUUUCAAAACACAGAAUUUCGAUUUCUUAAGUCUCAGUUCUUGAGCUGAGUUUUGUUACUGAGAGGUUUCGAAGCAUUGAAGAUGCUUUUGUCUGCACUUCUUAUGUCUGUUGGGAUAAACUCUUGCCUAUGUGUAUUACUCUUCAUUCUUUACUCUGUACUGAGGAAGCAGCCACGAAACUACGAGGUUUUUUUACCUCGCAGACUCGCGAAUGGGACGUAUAAACGUAGACGCAACAAAGUAGCAAGGUAUAUACCUUCUCUUAAAUGGAUUUGGAAAUCAUGGAGACCAACAGAAAAGGAACUUAUGGAAUCAUCUGGCUUGGAUGGUGUUGUGUUUAUGAGAAUGAUCACUUUUAGUUUGAAAGUGUUCUUGUUUGCUGGUAUCAUUGGUGUUUUUGUUCUCUUGCCUGUGAACUGCUUUGGAGAUCAACUUACAGUGAUUGAUUACGCUGACUGGUCAGCCAAUUCUUUGGAUCUGUUUUCUGUUGCAAACCUCAAAGUCCGCUCACAAUGGCUAUGGGUUCACUUUGGAGCUAUAUAUCUUGUGACUGUAUUUGUUUGCUGUCUUCUUUACUUUGAAUUCAGAUAUAUUGCGUUGAAAAGGAUUGAGCAUUUCUAUUCAUCUAAACCUAAGCCAGAACAGUUUACAAUAUUGGUUCGAAAUAUCCCCUCUUCAGAUGGAAGCAGUGUGAGCGACACUGUUGAUAGGUUCUUUGGUGAAAAUCAUUCCUCUACCUAUUUUUCUCAUGUGGUUAUCCAUCGAACAAGUAAACUCCGAAGUGUCGUUGAUAAGGCUAAAAAGUUAUAUAAAGAAGUGAAACAUAAGAAGCCAGUUAAAAAGACGCCAAUGAGAUUCUUCAGUCGUAAAGACAAUACUGAGGGUCACUAUGAGAGUGUGUUACAGGAAAUGGAACAGAACAUACGAUUGGGGCAAGCUGAAGUUUCAGCACCUGGAAAGGAAGUUCGAGCUGCUUUUGUAUCAUUCAAGUCUCGAUAUGGUGCUGCAACAGCACUCCACAUGCCACAAUCAAUCAACCCUACUUACUGGCUCACAGAACCAGCACCAGAACCUCAUGACGUACACUGGCCUUUCUUCUCUGCAUCAUUUAUGCAGAAAUGGCUUGCUAAAAUUCUGGUUGUGUUCGCUUGUCUCCUCCUUACUAUCUUAUUUCUUGUUCCAGUAGUACUUGUCCAAGGUCUCACCAACCUUCCUGCACUAGAAUUUAUGUUCCCGUUCUUGUCAUUGAUCCUAUCAAUGAAAGUUGUAAGUCAAAUAAUAACUGGAUACCUUCCAAGUCUUAUACUUCAGACAUCUCUCAAAGUCGUACCUCCAACCAUGGAGUUUCUCUCUUCUAUCCAAGGGCACAUUUGCCACAGCGAUAUACAAAAGAGUGCUUGUAACAAGGUGAUCUGGUUCACUAUAUGGAAUGUGUUUUUCGCAACUGUUUUCUCUGGAUCAGCCUUCUACAAGCUUUCUGUAAUUCUCGAUCCAAAGCAAAUCCCGCUCAAGUUGGCUGUGGCUGUUCCAGCUCAGGCUUCGUUUUUCAUCGCUUAUGUUGUGACAACAGGAUGGACAGAUACUCUGACUGAACUCUUCCGUGUAGUUCCCUUCAUGGUCAGUUACAUAAAAAGAUCUUUUGAACCGUCAGAUGAAAAUGAAUUUGUUGUACCGCCAAUGCGGUACCACAGAGACACUCCUAGAGUUCUCUUCUUUGGGCUUCUUGGGAUUACAUACUUCUUCUUAGCUCCAUUGAUUCUUCCUUUCAUCCUUUUAUACUUUAUCCUUGCAUACAUCAUCUACCGAAACCAGGUAUAUAUGACACACAUAUUUUACUCUUUUAGCUUUCUUCGUGCACUAGAACUAAGGACUCAAUUGUGUUUUGCGAUGCAGUUUAUGAAUGUGUAUGCUCCAAAGUUUGAUACGGGUGGAAUGUUUUGGCCAAUGAUACACUAUACGAUGAUAUUCUCUCUUGUACUUAUGCAAGCAAUUGCAAUCGGUCUAUUUGCGCUAAAGAAGAUGGAACUAGCUACAUACUUGCUUGUCCCUCUUCCCGUUUUUACUCUUCUCUUUAACGAGUUCUGUCGUAAACGCUUCAUGCCUAUAUUCACUGAUUAUCCUGCUGAGGUGUUGACAAAGAGAGAUAAGGAAGAUAGAAACGAUCCAACAAUGCCCGAGUUUUACAAUAACUUGGUCAGUGCGUACAAAGAUCCUGCUCUGCUCCCACUUAGAUUCUCAGGAUCAGGAAGCAGAAACGAUAGCCUCACUAGUCCUCUUCUCUCUUUUAGUGAGGUUUGAUCCUCUUCUAUACAACUUUACCUGUCUCUUCUUCUGUACAUGCUUGUGCAUAUAUAUACACUUCACUUAUACCUCAAAAGUCAUUAGAGAUCUACAUUGGAAACUCUAAUAUCAUAAUUUAUUUGUAAAUCUUUAUUUACUACAGAAUCAGUCAUUAUAAGAUAGAGUAGUUUAUUACAUCAGUGAGUUAUUAAAGAUUGACUACUAAACGUUAUACUGUUAGCUAACCAUGUCUCUUAUAGACAUUAACUGUUUGUUACAAGAACACUAAAACUAAAUUAUAACAAGAGUGGGAAAAAAUGUAUUUGUUUAACAUAAUGUGAACGGGAU
Messenger RNA from Arabidopsis thaliana (thale cress), 2779 nucleotides. RefSeq names its product Early-responsive to dehydration stress protein (ERD4). Gene Ontology annotation, biological process: monoatomic cation transmembrane transport. Gene Ontology annotation, molecular function: calcium-activated cation channel activity. The transcript has 9 exons. The record is from RefSeq and is marked reviewed. Bases 233 to 2449 code for a protein of 738 amino acids. Gene Ontology annotation, cellular component: membrane. NCBI's taxonomy places the organism in Eukaryota, Viridiplantae, Streptophyta, Magnoliopsida, Brassicales, Brassicaceae.